ACAGGUUUUACUGUACAUAAAUGUACUAAAUCACUUUGAAUUAUCAAACUACGUGCAGUGAGUUCUUGUUAUCAAGGGCCUAAAACUUGUUUACUUCAAAAUACUUGCCCUUACUACAUGUUUGUUUGAAUGUUAAAUACAUUACAGAUAAAGUAAUUCUUAACUUUCAUUUUGGAGCAGAUAUUAACAAGAGAUCAUCCAGACAGGAAAAGGAAAUUAUGGAGUACAUAGAAGUAGCCGAUUCUGUCAUUCAACCAAUCAAGGAACCAGUAAAGAAAAGCUAUAUCCAUGUGGCCACAUCAAACCAACCAAUCACAGCCAACACGAUGUAUGACUACAUGAGAGAACUUAAGGAUUCUGAACAGGAAGCUUUUGUAUUUAUGAAUGAUGAUGCGAAUCGUCAUGGGAGCAUCACAUUCAAAAGAUGGGUGGCUCUAUCAGAAAACCUGGCUGUAUCGUUAGUAGAAAUGGGUGUGAAGCCUCAAGAUAAAGUUGGUGUGAUCAUUCCAAAUUGUGAGGAGAUCGUAAUCACUAUCGGUGGAUUACUACACUGUGCAGCGUUACCAGUUCUUCUGACAUAUGAUCUAAAGAGCGGGAAGGACAUACUAACGAAAAUCAAAGAUACCGCCAUAAAUGUCAUUGUUGUCUAUGUGGCUGGAAGAGAUCAACAGGCACUGGUGGAGAAACUGUUCAAGAAAAUUCUCGCUGGUAAUAUCGAUCAAGACAUUCCAAGCUUAAAUCAAGUAAUUAUGAUCGCUGAUGAUGUACCCAAAGGUGCAAUCGAUUUCAACAACCUGCUGAAUGAGAAAUCUGAUGAUGAAAAGAAGAACAUGCUGUUGUGUAACGAGAAUAUUUCAAUGGAUGAUCCAUGCUGGAUUAAUCUUACAUCAGGAAGCACUGGUAAACCAAAGUAUUGUCCUCUUACCCAUAAGAUGAUUAUCAAUGGAGUUAAAAGCAUAGCACAAAGAUGCAAUAGUCAAGCAGGGGAUAUUUUGUUUAAUGAUCGUCCUAUGUCUUGGAAUGUGGGAACCCUUGCAUUUGGACAAGCUCUAGCAACUCAACUUACAGUUGUUACAAUUGAUGCCAAGCAGACCGUAAAGAAACCAGGACCUGAGAAAAUCCUACGGUGUAUUGCGAAAGAGAGGAUAACUGAUGCGCUCCUCGUGCCUUAUAUCCUGUAUGACAUCAUGAAUAUGGAGUCGAAACAACGGGAGGAAUAUGACAUAUCCUCCCUGGUGAAUAUUAUGACAUUAGGCCAAAAGGUUGAUCCAACAUUUAUUGAGAAUGUCAAAUCUACACUUGGAACAGGCGUCACUAUCAUGUAUGGUUCAACAGAGGCUGGGCUGAUUUCAAUGAUUUUUCCAAGAGGUGACUUCAGGAAACAACAUCUUACUAUUGGCUAUGGGGGGCCUCAUGUUGAAAUCAGCAUCCGAGAUGAGAAAAAUCAACUAGUUCCAGUCAAUGUAGAGGGUGAAAUAUGCGCCAGAGGCCCAAAUAUUUUUCUGGGUUAUCUGAAUAACGAAGAGAAAACCAAAGAAGUUAUCGAUGAAAAGGGUUGGUUUCAUACUGGAGAUAUUGGAACUCUAACACCAUAUGGUUACGUCACAAUUGUUGGUCGAAUCAAAGAAUUCAUCAAACGAGGCACAGUAAUUGUACACCCUAGUGCAAUAGAGCAUAUACUAAUGGAAAACCCAAGCAUUCAUGAGGUAUAUGUGGUUGGCGUCCCAGAUCCUCGGCUAUAUGAGGAACUUUGUGCAUGUAUUAAGCUCAAAGAUGGACAUUCACUGAGCGAGAUUAAGAUGAAAGAAUGGUGCGAUGAAAUCUUUGGUGAUUUCACAGCAGAUGGGUUGAAAAAUGCACCUAAAUAUUUCCUCAUGCUUGAUGUGAUCCCAACACUGGCAAAUGGCAAAACGGAUCGUCUUUCUUUGAAGAAAAUGGCAGCAAACAGAUAUGGACAAUAAAAAAUAUAUGAUACAGAUUUAACUAAAUUUCAUGAAUCUUCAAAAUUCAUGAUUUGACUUAAACUAUACAAAUGACAUCCCACAAGAAAUGACUGUAACUUGUAAAUCUGCUUCAAAUAUUAUUUCAAAAUUGAUAAGGGAUAAUUAGAAAUUAAAAUGAGUAAUUUUGGUUUCUAAUUCCACAUGUACAUGUAACAAUGCUAAAACCAAUACCUUAAACAAGCCGUGGUGAUGGACCACACCUCCCUGAUUAUGCAGUAGAGACAGGAGAGAGUACUCAGUGUGCAGCAGCAUCUUUCCCUGUUUAUCAUCCUGCGACUCUCGAUCUGAAUUCUCCAUGGUGAGGAUCUAUAACACAUGGACAAAAUAAUGAAACUGUGAGUAAUAAAUAAGGUAAAUGUCUGUCUUCAUUUUGUAAAUUUUGAAUAUUUGCCAAUUUAAACAGUCGUCAAAGCUGCUGAUUUAUAACUUAUCAAAAUACCCUCUCAUUUUCUCAUUUCUCAUACCUUCUCAGUUUUAUUUGAUUGAUUAUAUGCUAUAAUCUGUUUGCUGUCUUUGUUGUAUAUACAA
Owenia fusiformis is the source of this 2531-nucleotide messenger RNA. Lineage: Eukaryota; Metazoa; Annelida; Polychaeta; Sabellida; Oweniidae. The record is from the annotation of a GenBank genome assembly.